This is a messenger RNA of Mytilinidion resinicola, 2463 nucleotides long. RefSeq lists its product as uncharacterized. Bases 1 to 2463 code for a protein of 820 amino acids. Gene Ontology annotation, biological process: DNA-templated transcription; positive regulation of transcription by RNA polymerase II. The transcript has 4 exons. Lineage: Eukaryota; Fungi; Ascomycota; Dothideomycetes; Mytilinidiales; Mytilinidiaceae. The record is from RefSeq and is a predicted model, not a curated record. Gene Ontology annotation, molecular function: sequence-specific DNA binding; zinc ion binding; DNA-binding transcription factor activity, RNA polymerase II-specific.
AUGACUGAACCCAACGACUCGACGAGCCAGACCGCGCGCCCCGAGGCCAGGCGCGAGGGCAGCGCGCGCCUCUCUGAAGAGUCCUCUCCCCGCAUAGCACAUACCUUGACAGCCUGCUGCCGGUGCCGCACAAGGAAAACCAGAUGCGAUCCUGGACUGCCGCGAUGCGGCCCCUGCGAGCGAACAAAUUCCCAUUGCGAGUACUACGAUCCCACCAAGGCCACCAAGAUUCCCCGGAACUAUGUCGUCCACCUCCAACGCAAAGUGCGCGAUCUGGAGAAGCAAUUGGCGGAUCUCGAGCGGGACGAUAUCGACCCAGACCCUGAAGAUGUGAUGCGCGGGGCUGCUUCGGUCAGGAUACAGGAGAGCGACGAGUCUAAAUUUCUGGGCCCGUCCAGCGGCAUCGCCAUUACGCGGCUUGUAAUGCAGCUAGCGAAGCAGUUCACCGACUCGAAGAGCAUCUCCGACAUUGUGCCGCAGUCGCGCGCCCGGAGCAUAAAAGAACGAUUCGCGGAAGAGGAAGCGAAGCCAACGUCAAAAGUGUACCCGCUGAUAAGUGAUGUGGCCGCAGAGGAGCUGCCGAACAGGGACCUGAUGAACCUCCUGCUCCAGCUCUUCAACCUCAAGGGCUCUCUAGUCCAUCCUAUGUAUCCUAUGUUCCAUGAGCCUACCCUGGUCCAAGAUGUGCAAGACGUCUACGGCGGCUCUACUGAUGCUUACAAGAACUUCGUUGUGCGCAUGGUCAUUGCCAUCAGCCUCCAGAAAAUGGACACCCAAUACGCAGGUCUCGCCGACAGCUACUACCUCGCCGCACUCAAACAUCUGCAAGACUCGAUCAAGCCAAUGAAUCUAAAAACACUUCAGUGCUUUUGCUUGAUUGCUGGAUACUCGCUUCUGACCCCAACGCGGACCGCUGUCUACUACAUCGUCGGCCUAGCCGUGCGACUGACCCAAGCUUUGGGCCUAAACGAAGAGAAGACAAUCACCCGUGGUCCAGGCGGGGCCAUCGCAGAUCCGCUGGAGCUCGAUAUGCGGAGAAGGUUGUUUUGGUGUGUUCUCACUAUGGACUUCGGGCUGUCGCAUAGUCUUGGCCGCCCCAGCAUUUAUGCUACGCGGCAGGCCCACAUUGACGUAGGCUGGUACGAACUGUGUGAUGAUCAGUUUAUCACGAGGGAAGGUAUCAAACCGGCGCCACAGGCGUCGCUAAAGAAAUGGAUCUCCAUCCAUUUCUUCAAGAUGAGGUUACUCCAAUUAGAGAUCAGACGGAAGCUUUAUCAGAAGAAGAGACCGGAGCCAAAAGACGAUCAAGACCCUUGGUUCCAUCAGAUGGAAGCAAAGAUGAAAGCUUGGAGAGACACUAGUCCCGAAAUGGAUGGCGGCUCAGGACUGAAUAAAGCUUGGUACGUGUUUAUCGGCCGAUAUAACACGAUGGUCGUAUUUCUUUUCAGACCAUGCCCGCAGGUGCCGAGGCCUAACAUGCCCGCUGCUAGGAAAUGCUACGACGCCUGCGUUUAUAACAUCUACAUGUCUCGUAAACAGAUUGAGACAGGCAGUGUCGACCUCACGUGGAUCUUCACACAGGCCAUCUUCAUGACUAUCAACACGAUACUUUGGGCUCUCUCCUAUUCCGAGAUCCGCCGGACACAUAGCCGCGAGGAAGUUGAAGGUCAUCUAACAGUAGCCCUGGAAUCCAUAGAUCUAGCAUCCGUACGAUGGCCUGGCGUGGCUUCUGCUCAUGAGUUGUAUCGCAAUCUCAUUGCGGCUUGCUUACGGAUAUACGAUAAAGACGGGGACAUACCUAUCGCAGCUGGUUCACCAUCCGAAAGCGCUUCCGUGACUUCGAGUCUCACCGACGGCAUCAACAGGUCGCGAACAACAAGUCCAGCAACAGUAUCCACACCGUCAUUGAACACCCCACCUGAGAGAGCCCAACCGCCAUUCGGGUACAUAUCGCCUCAACAGCCAAUGCCUUUCACAACGCAUCAAAGUCAACCUAGUCUAUAUCAGUCGUCACCUCCUCCUCAGAGCCAGUUCUCCGUUCACCAAUCCCCCUCACAAGGACCACCUCAGCACUCGUUCGACACGAGUCCAAAAUAUCAAGAUGCCAUCCCACAAAUGAGUUACGACCCGAACUCACAAUUCAAUCCAAUGCCCGCCACCUUUUCCGAGCUUCCGCAAUGGAGCCCUAGCUUUUCAAUACCGUACCAAGAACCCUACAGUUUGCCGCCGGUGUCCCACGCUCUAACGAGUCCAAGUUACAACGAGUCUUACGCAGCGCAAAACGGCUUUCCAGUUGUGGAUUAUCUCAACCCACAGUGGAGUGUGGAAUCCAGAGGGAUGGGACUCAACGUCCAGCAGCAGCUGGAACUCAUGCACAGCCUGGAAGUCAAUGAGACCAGCAAGAUUGAAGCCAUGAUACAGCAAAGCAACGCACUGUUCAGCCCGCGCAUAAAUUCUUACUAG